Messenger RNA from Rubroshorea leprosula, 598 nucleotides. Lineage: Eukaryota; Viridiplantae; Streptophyta; Magnoliopsida; Malvales; Dipterocarpaceae. The record is from the annotation of a GenBank genome assembly.
GGGUGGUUUUUCCUGAUCCUCCCAUGCCGACCACGGAAAUUACUUUCGGUUUUGAAUUUCCCUUUAUGAACCACCCCAUCAGCUGCUCUUUUGGCUCAUUAAUGCCCACCAAAUCAGUGCUGUCUAGAAGGAGGGCAUCGCCUGCAGUACUAGAGCUUGAGCCUCGCUCAAACUUUCUUGAUGAUGCAGAAGAAUUUGCAAUGGCAAGCACGAAUUCCACGCUCGUGUCUAUCAGAAAGUUGAUGCUUGAAUUCAUCAAUGACAUCGUCUAUGUCAUAGGCAAUGUCUCUGACUUGCCUGACCCAUUCUUUGGGCAGUCGCAGAACAAUAUUAAUAGCCUUGAGGCCCUUUGGAAUUGAGAGGAACGAAUAAGACACGGUUUAAGCUAGCCUUAACAACAUGACCAUGCUUCUAAAAUUUGCGAGUUUGCAAGUACAAUUGUACGAUUUUAAAAUUCUAGGUCCCUAAUUCGCGUUAACUUGUAUAAAUACAGAGUUGGCACAUAAAUGGUGAUGGAUGAAGGUUAUUUAGCUGUUAGAACUCCGUCUUGUUCAUUUACAAGCUAGCAUUUACGAUGUAAUAUAGCUAAUGCUUUUGG